CAACAAAUGCCGACGACCAUUGACGAAGAGGAGCUUGAGGAUGAAGAUGCGGAGGAAUUGGAACCGGAGACGGCCGAGGAGGAGGGUGCCGGCAGCCACGACGCCGACGAGCCUGCCUCAUCCCAAACCGCCACCGGUAAUAAAAAAAGUAAGUCUGAACUACUGAAAAAUAAUUUUGAUAAAUGGAAGGACCCACAAACCGGCUAUUGGCACGCAACUUGCAAGUGGUGCAACAACAAUUAUAGUUUGGGAACCUCCGGCGGAUACGGAUCCGCCGCAAGGCAUCUUAAGGCAAAGCACCCCGUGGAGCAUGCAAAAUUAGGCGGCGGAACGGGGAAGCAAACUCAAAUAUCGAGAAAAUGAUGACUUUGACGUUCUAGACUGGUGGAAGUCAAAAGAAAGAACGUUCCUGAUUUUAGCACGGAUGGCUAAGCAAGUACUAUCAAUGCCGAUUUCAACAGUUGCUGUGGAACAAGAAUUUAGUUCGGCCAGCAACGUCCUAACGGUAUCUAGAUCGAGAUUGAGCGCGGAGUCUCUUGAGACGCUUAUAUGCUACCACGAUUGGUUGAAGGCCACACGUAGAACUCAAGAAAUGAGCAUCACCCCCUCCCAAGAUUUUAUGGAUGACUCAACAACCGAUGGUGGCUCUACCUAUGCCGGAG
This is a messenger RNA of Cuscuta epithymum, 662 nucleotides long. Lineage: Eukaryota; Viridiplantae; Streptophyta; Magnoliopsida; Solanales; Convolvulaceae. The record is from the annotation of a GenBank genome assembly.